Molecule: messenger RNA, 1380 nt
Organism: Trifolium pratense (red clover)
Lineage: Eukaryota; Viridiplantae; Streptophyta; Magnoliopsida; Fabales; Fabaceae
Product: geranylgeranyl transferase type-2 subunit beta 1
Exons: 10
Coding region: 279-1220 (313 amino acids)
Biological process (GO): protein geranylgeranylation
Cellular component (GO): Rab-protein geranylgeranyltransferase complex
Molecular function (GO): Rab geranylgeranyltransferase activity
Source: RefSeq, a predicted model, not a curated record
ACUGAUAUGUAUAUCUUCUAUAUAAAAUGAUAAAAAUAAAUGAAUACUAUCAUAUCAUUUAGUCGAAUCGAAGUAGUUCUGAUUCACGUUGUUUCUCCUCCCUCUUUUCACCGCCGACCGUCCAUCUCAAUUCCUGCGCCGCCGCUUCUUCUCGUCGCCGACGCCCCUCUCCGUCCAUUCCAGCGGUGCCGAUCUUCUCUCUCUACUCCACAAGCAUAUACACCGUGAGCAAAGACACCAACUUUCCUCUUCACAAGUCACUACAUAUAUCUGCAAAGAUGGGAGAGCUAGUUGCUGAUAAACAUGUUCGUUACAUACUAUCAGUUGAAAAGAAGAAAGAUAGUUUUGAAUCUGUUGUGAUGGAACAUUUGAGGAUGAAUGGAGCAUAUUGGGGAUUAACUGCCCUUGAUAUUAUGGGAAAGCUUGACACUGUGGAUACCAAUGAGGUUGUUUCAUGGAUCAUGAGUUGUCAGCAUGAAUCAGGGGGAUUUGGUGGAAAUGUUGGACAUGAUCCACACAUCUUGUAUACGCUGAGUGCCGUGCAAGUGCUUGCUCUCUUUAAUAAGCUGGAUGUUGUUGAUGUAGAUAAAGUCACAAACUAUAUUGUCAGCCUGCAAAACGAAGAUGGGUCUUUUUCAGGUGAUAUAUGGGGUGAAGUUGAUACCCGGUUCUCAUACAUUGCUAUUUGCUGUGUAUCGAUAUUACAUCGCUUGGAUAGAAUAAACGUGGAGAAGGCGGUGAAAUACAUUAUAAGUUGCAAAAAUAUGGAUGGUGGUUUUGGUUGCACACCUGGUGGAGAAUCUCAUGCUGGACAGAUUUUCUGCUGUGUGGGGGCCCUUGCUAUAACUGGGUCGCUAGAUCUUAUUGACAAGGACCUACUUGGUUGGUGGUUAUGUGAGAGACAAGUUAAAUCUGGAGGUCUGAAUGGGCGCCCAGAGAAACUCCCUGAUGUAUGCUACUCAUGGUGGGUUCUUUCUAGCCUGAUCAUGAUUGAUAGGGUUCACUGGAUCAGUAAGGAGAAGCUUAUAAAGUUUAUCUUGGACUGCCAGGACACAGAAAAGGGUGGUAUUUCAGACAGACCAGAUGAUGCUGUGGAUGUUUUUCAUACAUACUUUGGGGUGGCUGGACUUUCGCUUCUUGAAUAUCCUGGAUUGAAACCGAUAGACCCAGCUUAUGCUUUACCUGUUGACGUUGUAGAUCAAAUUUUCUUUAGUAAAUAGGGACUUGGAGUUCAAGAACGUUAUCAAGUAAUGAUAAAGUCUUGUGUUUAGAUUCAUAAGCUCUUUAAUUCUUAGUAAUUGUUGUAUUCAAUUUUCUGUGUAAAACAUCAACUAUUUGACCAUCUAAUAGCUAAAUUUACAGUGAUACUGUUCUCCAUUA